AUGGAUGGAGCAGCGAAAGAUGCGGAAAGAAUUGCCAAACAAUAUCUCCCCGAACGCCCACACCACCUUUCUUUGUUCUUCGACCGCCGAUUCCCCAGGCCGGAUGGGUGGAGCUUUCUUGGACCAAACCAUCCCCUACAACCAAGCGACCCCUUACAGUACACAACGUACCUAUCCACCGUGCAGCGUGGCAUUCUCAUUACACGCGCCGCCUUUGAAAUCUGCGACGAACCGCCUCUAAUGCCGACCAAGGUCGUCGCCAAGGGCGAGGUUAGGAAGAAGCUCUCCUUAACAGACUAUCACAAGAGAAAGAAGUCCGAGUCGCCGGUAGAGAAUGGGGUCUCGGCAAAGCCGGACGCUAAGGCGAACGGCACGGUUCCUAACAAACCACCACCGCCGAAGGGGUCCACCGAGACGGGAGAUGGGAGGGCCGUCGGAAAACCACAUGCGCCUGUCCAGGCGAACACGCGACCAGAUAGGCCGCGGCCAGACACGAAUGGGGACAGCAGAACUAAGAGUCCUCAAACGAACCCACAGCCCCAGACUGACAGCCGGAAGCGGCCCGCAGAAGCAGACGGCCAUCCUUCACCACAGAAACGAGCCAAAGGUGAAGGAGACGCCAAGAACGCUGACCAGUUCCGUCUGCCGCCGAAGCCGGGCACACCGCGCGGUCGAGAAGGUGUAACAGAGAAGCUACUAAUGGGUGGAAGAGCUGAUACGCUACACCAUCCGGCCAACGGAUUAGCCCCUCCGUCUUCGAAGAGGGAUCGGGACAAUACGGCGUCGCCCAAAUCAACGAUCCAGGUCAACGGAUCAAGGCCUCGGUCAGACAGCGGCACCUCAACGCUUCGGAAGUGGGAAACGGUGACAAAGUCGGCCUUACCCGAACUGUUGUCGCCCCUCCACCCCUCUCUGUUUGCGGGCCCCCCCGGGAAAGAGGGCAAGCUGAAGAAGCCCCUGGAGAAGGCGCCAAGGCCGGAAAAGGAGAAGGUUGGGGCUUCCCCGCCGCCAAGGACGACGAAGAAGCAGCUCAAGAUACCGCGACUGCUCUCCCCAACCCUCCCCACCGUCGUUGAGGAGGUGUUGUCGCAGAAGGCGUGGUCACAGAGCCAGCCCAAGGGCCAAGGGCCGGACUCGUCAAGCGGGGCGAGGAAGACGAUAGUGGCAGCCCCAACGGUACGCGUCGUGGCGCAGGACGAGGAUGAGGAGGAGGAGCCCGCCAAGGCCAAGUUGGUCCUCACGUUCAAGCUGAAGAAAGCAAACGCGAAAAGGGCCGAACAGCUUCUGAGCCUCCCGUCCAAGUCAGCAAAGGACGCUCAAAAGAAGGAGCGCUCCACGAGCACGGAAGUCACCCCACCCCCUCCGCCGGCGACGAAGCGGCCGCGGCUGGCAGACGACGUCCCGCAGGAGACCAGCGCGUCCAAGCGGACCAAGACGGCGGCUGUGGACGUCGUUGCGGGCAGACCCCCCGCCGCGGCGAUGUCGCGGGUGGCGUCGAACCAGUCGCAAGGCGCCACGCCGGCGGCCGCGGCAGGACUCACCCCGGGCGCUGCAGACAACCGACCGCCGACGCGCUCGGAGCCGCUCGACCCGAAGACGCUGGCCCAGGUCGAGGCGUGCAAAGAGCGCCACGCGGAGUACUCGCGGCUGGGCAGCAAGCUAAAGCACACCCGCGACGGCCUCUGUCGUGAGCGUGGUCCGGCCGGAAUGACGCCCGCCGAUGAGCGCCUCGCCACGGCCCUCCACUUCGAGAUGGUGCUCGCCUACAUGGUGGCGUUCCACUCGCUCAACCAGGCGCGCAUGCUCGAGCGCAAGGUCUGCGAGAUUGCGGCGUGGGAGACCCUGCUGCCCCACCUGGCAGAGCUGCGGAACCGGGUGCAGGGCAACAGGGCGCUCAAGGCGUUGUCCGCGCAGAUGCACGUACUGUGUCUGGAGCAGAUCACCAACGCCUUCGCCACGCUCGAUCCGGCAGCCGCGGCAAGCUGCUUUCUGCGGUGGGCGAAGCACAACCGGAACCGGGCGGCGAUGUGGCAGGAGGCGAAUGCGCUGUGGGAGAGGGUGGAGGAGCAGCGGAUGAAGACGGCCGUGGGCCCGUGGACGUCGAUCGAGGAGGCGGUGGCGGCCGCCUUGGGGAUCAUGAGGCACUGGACGCACCGCGAGGGGUUGGUGAGCUGGCAGCCCCUGGUCAAUCCCAGGGCCGAGAAGGAGGGUGACCGGGAUCGCGAGAACGACCGCGACAGGGACCGCGAGAGGGAUCGCCGGAGGGACCGCGAGAGGGAGCGGCCCCGACCGUCACUCAACGGGACCCGGCAUUGA
Molecule: messenger RNA, 2316 nt
Organism: Chaetomium strumarium
Lineage: Eukaryota; Fungi; Ascomycota; Sordariomycetes; Sordariales; Chaetomiaceae
Exons: 2
Coding region: 1-2316 (771 amino acids)
Source: RefSeq, a predicted model, not a curated record